Molecule: messenger RNA, 4447 nt
Organism: Scophthalmus maximus (turbot)
Lineage: Eukaryota; Metazoa; Chordata; Actinopteri; Pleuronectiformes; Scophthalmidae
Gene: abtb3b
Product: BTB (POZ) domain containing 11b
Exons: 17
Coding region: 217-3258 (1013 amino acids)
Molecular function (GO): protein heterodimerization activity
Source: RefSeq, a predicted model, not a curated record
GCGUCGCUGUGGACUCAGUGUAGUGACACACUCUUUAACUCCAGCCUCGGAUGGACUUUAUUAUUUGUUUCUCCUUAAAAAACAGUUCAGUGGCUAUUUUAUCAGCAGAGCUCGUCCAAGAGCACGUGCGCGCGGACGACUCCACUCUUCACUGGAUAUCUUUUUUUUUUCCUCCACUUUUCCCACGAGCCCUGUUUUACAGUAUGAAGUGCAGCCAUGGCAAGGAGUAGCAAGUCAGCCGCGAGGACCCUGGAGGACUUGACGCUCGACUCGGGUUAUGGUGGAGCCGCCGACUCCUUCCGAUCUUCCAGUGCGUCGCUGUGCUGCUCGGAUGCACAUGGAGCGAGUCACUGGCAUCUAACCGACUCGAUGCACAGUCGACACAACAGCCUGGACACUGUGAACACGGUCCUGGUGGAAGACGCCGAGAUCCUGGAGUGCACCGUGCAGUGCGCCAAACUGCCCGAGCUCGAGGAUGUGCCGUGGAGCCUCGGCGAAGUGGCGAGCGCCCUGAGCAGCGGGGACGAGGAGGCGAGCCCGCCGGCCCCGCCGCAGGACGUCCUGCUCCGGCUCUCGGGGCUGGUGAGCCGCGCGCUGGUCAGGGUCGCCCGGGAGGCGCAGCGGCUGAGUUUGCGCUACGCCAAAUGCACCAAAUACGAGAUCCAAAGUGCCAUAAGGAUCGCCCUGUCGUGGAGCGUGUCGAUGCACUGCGUCGGCGCGGCCCUCGGCGCGCUGUCCCUGUACAACAUGAGCACGGAGGAGGACAAGUUCAGCCGCGGCAAGUCGGUGCGCUGCGGACUCGUCUUCGACGUGGGCAAGUUCUUCAGGUGGAUGGUCGACAGCAGGGUGGCGGCGAGGGUCCACGAGCACGCGGCGAUCUACCUGGCCGCGUGCAUGGAGAGCCUCUUCCGCGAGGUGCACGCGCGCGUGCUGCGCAGUGCGCUGCUGGAGCGCGACAACGGCAUCCCCAAGUUCACCGUGGAGACCCUGGAGCAGGCCGUCAGCGGCGAGGCGGAGAUAUGGGGCUCCCUGCAGCCCUGGCAGCACCUGAUCUGUGGGAAGAAUGCCAACGGUGUGCUAAGCCUACCUGAGGGUCUGACUCUUCACAGAGACCAGCAGCAGCAGCGAGCGGGAAAGAGCGGCGAGGGAAACGCCUAUAGUCAGUCGGAGCUACGCUCUGUUGAACAGUGCCUACUGGCAACAAGAGUGGGCAGCAUCUCUGAACUAAGUGACCUGGUGUCCCGAGCCAUGCACCACCUACAGCCACUGUACACGAAGAACCACAGCAACGGGACGCCGGUGCACCAGAAGAGCAGUGUGAUUCACUGGGCGCCCGAAGCGAUCUACACGCUGUGUUAUUUCAUGCACUGCCCCCAGAUGGAGUGGGAGAACCCCAACGUGGAGCCCUCCAAGGUCACCUUACAGACCGAGAGGCCGUUUAUGGUGCUGCCGCCCCUGAUGGAGUGGGUGCGCGUGGCAGUGGUCCACACCGAACACAGACGCAGCUUCUCCGUGGACAGCGACGAUGUUCGGCAGGCUGCCAGGCUGCUGCUGCCCGGAGUGGACUGUGAGCCGCGCCAGCUUCGAACGGAUGACUGCUUCUGUGCCUCGAGGAAACUAGAUGCCGCCUCUACUGAGGCAAAGUUCCUGCAGGACCUGGGCUUCCGCAUGCUCAGCUGCGGACGCACCGACCUGGUGAAGCAGGCUGUCAACCUGCUCGGGCCGGAUGGUAUCAACAGCAUGAGUGAGCAGGGGAUGACCCCGCUGAUGUACGCCUGUGUCCGUGGAGACGAGGCCAUGGUACAGAUGCUGCUGGAUGCAGGGGCUGACAUCAACAGCGAGGUGCCAAACUCAGUGCACAGGCACCCCUCAGUCUUUCCCGAAACGCGGCAGGCGACGCCCCUCACUUUUGCCGUGUUGCACGGACAUGUGCCUGUGGUGCAGCUGCUGCUGGAUGCCAAAGCCAACGUGGAGGGGUCCCUGCAGGACGGGAUGGAGAACUAUACUGAGACCCCACUGCAGCUGGCUGCUGCUGCAGGUAACUUUGAGCUGGUGAGCUUGCUGCUGGAGCGCGGGGCCGACCCCAUGGUGGGAACCAUGUACCGCAAUGGCAUCUCCACUGCACCUCAGGGAGACAUGAACUCCUACAGCCUGGCAGCAGCUCAUGGACACAGAAAUGUGUUUCGGAAGCUCCUGUCUCACACGGAGACGGGAAAAGGGGAUGUCUUGUCCCUGGAGGAGAUUCUGGCAGAAGGUUCGGAACUGGAAGGUCGAAGUCCGUCUCAGAUCGACCUGAUCCGGACAGGGAAGGCAAAACUAAAAGCCCUGAAAGAAGCCAUGUAUCACAGUUCGGAGCACGGACAUGUAGACAUAACCAUUGAUAUACGGAGCCUUGGCGUCCCAUGGACUUUGCACACUUGGAUGGAGUCCCUGCGGACGUGUUUCCAUCAGCACCGCCGACCUCUGAUCCAGGGCCUUCUGAAAGAGUUCAGCUGCAUCGAGGAAGAGGAGUACACGGAGGAGCUCAUCACGCAUGGCCUGCCUCUCAUGUUCCAGAUCCUCAGAGCCAGCAAGAAUGAGGUGAUCAGCCAGCAGCUGUCUGCAAUUUUCACCCAGUGUUACGGGCCGUAUCCCAUCCCCAAACUGGCAGAGAUCAAGAGGAAGCAGUCGUCACGUCUGGAUCCUCACUUCUUGAACAAUAAAGAGAUGUCCGAUGUGACCUUUUUGGUGGAGGGGAAGCCUUUUUAUGCCCACAAAGUCCUGCUCUUCACAGCCUCCAACAGGUUCAAAACUCUUCUAGCGAACAGACCUUGUGGUGAAAACACAUGCAUUGAAAUCAGCAAUGUUAAAUAUCACAUUUUUCAGCUCGUGAUGCAGUAUCUCUACUGUGGAGGAACAGACGCUCUGCACCUCAGAAACACUGACGUUAUGGAGCUUCUGUCUGCAGCCAAGUUCUUCCAGCUGGAGGCGCUACAGAGGCACUGCGAACUCAUCUGCUCCAAGAACAUCAACACAGAAACUUGUGUGGAGAUCUACAACCACACCAAGUUUCUUGAUGCCCCAGACCUGGCGUCCUACAUAGAGGGCUACUUCCUGAAGAACAUGGUGAUCCUGAUCGAGCUGGAGCCAUUCAAGCAGCUGCUGUACGACGCACCUCCAGACAGCCCAGGCUGUGACAUCCUGCAGGACCUGGAGAAAACCCUGGCCAACCGCAUCCGGUCCAUCCACCUGUCGUCGUCCAAGGGGUCCAUCGUCUGACCACCUGACCCCGCGUGAACAACUCGAACAGAGGUUAUUUUAUCGGAGCGACAUCGGACACUGUGUUGAGAUGCAAUCCGAGUGUCGGAUCAUUUCAAGUGAAAGAGGAAAAAUAGGACUCAUGGACCGGUCCAGUUAGCAUCUUUGUCUCUGUGAAGCUCCUCAGUUGCUAAAAUGCUUCUUGUUAUCUUAGCACAGACGGUUACGAGUCUGUUCGUCUGCCUUGUCGAUGUCUGUCUACUAUGAAUUAACAUACGACUUGUCAUAAGAUGUCACAAUUUGCCAACAACAUCCCUUACUGUAACACUGUCCCUUGUCCAGCAGGAACCACUCGGCUAAAUGGGUUCACCACGUGUGUUACGUGUUGAUCAGAUGGGACUUGGGGAAACCUCAGAGGCAGAGAAUCAGACCAACUGCGGUCAGAACAUGUGUCUUCAGAUGGAGAACAACCUUAGCGUUAAUGUGAUAAGCCAUCAGUGUUUCCCUCUCCAGCUGUGAGGAAGAACUGCUGCCUCAUGUUGUGAUUAUUUGCUUAAACAUCUGGACCUAUAAGGAGUAAUAAUGUGUAUAUUAGUCAGGCACUAAGUAUUAUCUGACAUGAAUACUCUUUAAAGCCAAACAAGUAAAACAACUGACAAGUAACUGUAAAAUGACUGAUGCAAAAAAAGGGGGGGGAUUUUCAACAGCUGGCUUUGGGCAACUGGUAGGGAGAAGAGGAUUUUUCCUUCCUCAGCUACUGUGUAGAUAUUGUUCAUAAAAAAACAGAGGCUAUUGAUAAUGUAAGUUAAUGUAUAUAUAUAUAUAUAUAUCCACAGAUGUUUUCUCAUGCGUGUUACUGUCGGAUAUGGCUGUAAAAACAAAAUGCUCAUCUUUUAAAUAUCUGUGUUUUGAUGUUGCAUGUCAGAGGGAUGACUGUGGUUUUAGUUUUUUUUCUUCUGUUUGAACUGUUGGAAGAUAACACACCGAGGAGCUGCUUUCACACCUGGGUGAGGAGAGUUCUGUCAUCAGCAUGGGUCACUAUAAAUGUGUAGCAGUCCAGCAGUGUCGUUGUUUUGUGUGUGACAAAGCCUGUUCAGUCCUGAACUGGGGAACGCGAUGCUGUCACUUGUCUUCCAGGAAUGGUGCAACGACAUGACCUGUAUAUGUGUGACUUGAUAUAUCUUUCAUCUAUAAAGAUUAAUAUAAAGAA